CAAUUCCUUUUAGCCCACAACAAGAAACCAAAUACUGAUUUCAGUUAGAAAAUUGUUGAGAACUCAUUUUUGAUUAUCCAUUGGAGAGUUGUAUCUUUCUUCAAAUUCCUACAAUGAAACGUUAUGGUACUCAGAAGGGUGCUUCAGCUUCUCCUCAUAAAGAGGGUAGGUAUACCUCAGAAGAUAUAAAAUUUGAUGCAAGUCAGUAUGAGUUUUUUGGGAGAAAUGUGGUAGAGCAUGAAUUGGAACAAGGACCAAAAUUUGAUAAAAGCACAGAUCAUCAACACUUUCUGUCAUCAGGAAAACUCAAGGGUAAAUAUGUUGGAUCCCAGACUUGUGUUGAUGAUCUUGCAAUUUCUUUCACAAAGCUGAACAAGAUUAGUGAACCAACAAAUGCAAGAGCAAUUAUUGAGAGGAGAAUUUCUAAUUCUUCCAUGCCAAGAAUAUUCUACAGGAGAAAGAGAGGAACUGUAAAAUGGUAUAAUAAUGAAAAAGGGUAUGGAUUUAUAACACCAGAUGAUGGUGGGGGAGAUGUAUUUGUACAUUACUCUUCUCUGAAAUGUGAUGGGUGUAUACACCUUUGCCCAGGGACACAUGUGGAAUUUGAAAGUAUUUUUUCUGCCUCUGAUUCCAAAAUGCAAGCAAUUAAUGUCAGUGCUCCUUAUGGCAGAUUGCUUCAAGACAGUAGAAAACUAGCCACUUGUAAGAUAGGGAUUGGUCCUUGUUUUAACUGUGGUCAAUCUGGUCAUGUAGCCAAGAAUUGUUGCCUUUCAAGCCAGCAGAAGAUGGCCAGGCAAUCUAAUGAAUGGGAAAAUAGGACAUGAUCUAGCUAGUAAUUCUCCCUUAUAAAUGGUUUGCUUCUUUAUUUGGUUAAUUUAAUUGGGAUAUUUUUCCUUUUUUUAUUUUAUAUUCUUGUAUUAGUUUAGUGACUUUUAAAUCUUAGCAUUCCUUCUUCUAA
Jatropha curcas is the source of this 958-nucleotide messenger RNA. RefSeq lists its product as uncharacterized. The record is from RefSeq and is a predicted model, not a curated record. Gene Ontology annotation, molecular function: nucleic acid binding; zinc ion binding. Lineage: Eukaryota; Viridiplantae; Streptophyta; Magnoliopsida; Malpighiales; Euphorbiaceae.